This is a messenger RNA of Macrosiphum euphorbiae (potato aphid), 357 nucleotides long. The record is from the annotation of a GenBank genome assembly. NCBI's taxonomy places the organism in Eukaryota, Metazoa, Arthropoda, Insecta, Hemiptera, Aphididae.
AUGCUUGCAAUCGUAUUAGUGAACAUGAAAAGUCUAAUGAUCAUAAAAAUUGUGUCGACGCUUAUUUACUACAGUCAAAAGAAAAAGAUUUAUAUAAUUUCUUCAGUGUUGCGAAAAAAUAUGAAGGCAGUACUAGAACGUAUAAUUGAAACUAUCAAGGUAAUAGGUAAAAGAGGAUUAAGUUUUCGUGGUGCAAAAGAUGCUGAAGCUGCAUACACGCUUAAUGAUGAUUCUUUAGACAACGGGAACUUUUUGGAAAUGUUUAUUUUGAUUUCAAAAUUUGAUACACUGUUAAAAGAACACAUCGAUGAAGAAAAAGUAAAAAAAAUCGUGAAAAGCGUGAACAAAAAGGAAUAA